Messenger RNA from Aegilops tauschii subsp. strangulata, 1105 nucleotides. RefSeq names its product small COPII coat GTPase SAR1A. The record is from RefSeq and is a predicted model, not a curated record. Lineage: Eukaryota; Viridiplantae; Streptophyta; Magnoliopsida; Poales; Poaceae. Gene Ontology annotation, biological process: intracellular protein transport. Gene Ontology annotation, molecular function: GTPase activity; GTP binding.
UCACCGCGCCCGAUCCACGGGGUGACGCGUCGCCGGACCCGUUGCGGACUCCUCCAACCAAACCAACUUCUCAUCCGGCAAGCUAUAAAACCCAUGGAGAACCUCGCCUCAAAUCAAAAGCAAACAGGAACAAGCUACGAAAGCCGUCUCCCCACGAAAUCGCGCAGACCGAGCACGCACCAAAACGAUCCCGGUUCGCUUCAGUAGCUAACUCGCCGCCCACCGCCGGGAUGUUUCUCGUGGAUUGGUUCUUCGACGCUCUGGCGUAUCUGGGGCUGUGGCAGAAGGAUGCCAAGAUCCUGUUCCUAGGCCUCGACAACGCCGGCAAGACCACCCUCCUCCAGAUGCUCAAGGACGAGAGAUUGGCGCAGCACCAGCCGACGCAGCACCCGACGUCCGAGGAGCUGAGCAUCGGGAAGAUCAGGUUCAAGGCGUUCGACCUCGGCGGUCACGCGUUGGCGCGCCGUGUCUGGAAGGACUACUUCGCCAAGGUUGAUGCCGUCGUGUACCUGGUGGACGCUGCCGAUCGCGAACGGUUCAACGAGACGAAGCAGGAGCUGGACUCGCUCCUCUCGGCCGAGGCGCUUUUCGGCGUGCCCUUCCUCGUGCUCGGCAACAAGAUCGACAUCGCAAGCGCAUUAUCUGAGCACGAAUUGCGCUACUAUCUCGGGCUGGAGUACUACACCACCGGCAAGGGCAACGUCGAUCUCUCCCACAACGGCAUGCGGCCCCUAGAGAUCUUCAUGUGCAGCGUGGUCCGGAAGAUGGGCUACGGCGAUGGCUUCAGAUGGAUGUCGCAGUACAUCAAAUAGAGAGAUCAGAGGGAAAGGCAUCUCUGUUUCUUCUUGUGACGCUACAUAUGUACAGUAUACAUUGCAGUUUCCAUGGCCAUUCAACUUGAUUGCUUAGUGGCUAGUUUGGCUUAGUCUUUUUCUCAGUCUGUUAUAUUCUUGAAGCCUAGAUCCGGCCUGUACUUUUGACUCCUGCUUUGGUUAAAUUUCACGAGCUUCGAUAUAUUUCCGCAUAUUCUGAAAAUUCCCAAUGAUGUCAAAAUAUUUGUGAGGGUCGCGCACAUGUGGUGGUCAGAGUAGGCAAUAUGUAUCGG